CAGCGAGCUGCAGCUUUGGAUGAGAGCAGCAGAAAGAGGGACCGCACACAUCCAUCCAUCAUCUAUCCUGCCUACGUUUCCCCGUUUAUCGCUAUCUGUGGUCUGUGCUGCGAUGUUGACCCUGGACGUUUUGUCCCCGCUCCUCCUCCUCCUCCUCCCCUCCAUCCUGUUGCCUCGUUACGGUUGCCGGGCGGCGGACAUUCCUGAGGACACUACAUCAGAGUUCUCCGUCAGACUGUACCAGCGGCUGCAGGCGGCGGGGGAUCAGGACAACAUCAUCUUCUCCCCGCUGAGCGUGGCUGUAGCCCUCGGUAUGGUGGAGCUGGGGGCCAAGGGGGCGUCGCUGGACGAGAUCCGACAGGCGGUCGGGUUCAGCCACCUCAUGCCAGGCGUUGAGUUCUCUCUGCUCCAGAACCUGACCACGGCUCUGACAGACGAUGACACCCACUACAUCAUUCGAUUUGCCAACAGCCUCUUCCUGCAGGAGGGCGUCACCUUUAACCCUGAGUUUCUGCACCUGAUGAGGAAGUACUUCAAGGCAGACGUGGAAACCGUGGACUUCAGUGAAUCGGCGGCAGUGGCUGAGCAGAUCAACAGCUGGGUGGAAAAUCACACUGAGAGUAAGAUCCGUGAGCUGUUGUCAGCCGAGGACUUCAGCAGCGUGACCCGCCUGACCCUGGUCAACGCCGUCUACUUCAGGGGCUCCUGGAAAAACCAGUUCAGACCGGAGAACACCCGGACCUUCUCCUUCAGCAAAGAUGACGGCUCAGAGGUCCAGACGCUCAUGAUGUACCAGCAGGGAGACUUCUACUACGGUGAAUUCAGCGAUGGCUCACAGGAAGCAGGCGGUGUGUACCAGGUCUUGGAAAUGCCCUACGAGGGAGAGGACAUGUCCAUGAUGAUCGUUCUGCCCCGUCAGGAGGUCCCACUGGCGUCCCUGGAGCCCAUCAUUAAAGCCCCCCUGCUGGAGGAGUGGGCCAACAAUGUCAAACGGCAGAAGGUGGAGGUCUACCUGCCUAGGUUCAAAGUGGAGCAGAAGAUCGACCUGAGGAGCACUCUGCAGGAGCUCGGGAUAAAGAACAUCUUCACCAACGACGCUGAUCUCUCCGCCAUGACAGAUGGGAAGGACCUGUUCAUCGGGAAGGCGGUGCAGAAGGCUUACCUGGAGGUGACCGAGGAGGGGGCAGAGGGAGCUGUUGGAUCAGGAAUGAUCGCCCUCACCAGGACCCUGGUUCUGUACCCACAGGUCAUGGCCGAUCACCCGUUCUUCUUCAUCAUUAGAAACAGAAGGACAGGGUCCAUCCUCUUCAUGGGCCGAGUCAUGACCCCCGAAGUCAUCGAACCCACCGACCAAGACUUUGACUCCAUGUAAUCCCAGUCUCAGGUCACUCACUCUCAGCCAAUCAGAUCCUGACGUCAUAAACGCUGCCUAUCCUACUAUUGCCAUCUUCAGCUGUGUUUUAUACUCCUGAAAAAAUAUAUAAACUGAAUAUGAAACAAUAUAUUCUAUACUGAAAUACGACAUACGACAUAUAAUGUGACUGUGUUUUGAUACUGUAAGCUUUAAUCUCUUGGACAGAGGAAUGCAUUAAGGGGAGGAUGUAAAUAAUCUCUGGUAAAGGAUGGUUUGUAUAUGAGCAAAAAGAACACAUGAAAUGUAAUUCACGCACUACCCCUUUAAGUUAAGCAGCUUCUUACUCACCUGCGCCCACACACAGUGCACAAAGCGAUUUUCUCCCUAAAAAAUCGACUCUUACUCCAGAUGCAGUAUGCACACAGUGUACUUUCACACAUUAAAUAUACCCUUGUACAUUUGACAUUGUGUUCUAUACAUAUAUAUAUGCUCGGUAUUUAUUGCACACGUGCAAACAUUUUCUCCUAAUAAAUGAAUCUUAGUAACAUAUCUUCUAUAUCUACAGACAGUACUCUAGUCCUUUUUUUACACUGUAGGCACAUGGCUAAUCUGCUGAUGAACUAAUAUGCCUUAUCACAUCUGAGAGGUCGGUUUAACCCACCUGGGCAUCUCACAGGUGAGCAGAGGGGGCUGCGUAACUAUGGCAGGUUGCUAUAGAAACAGAAAGGGGCAAAAUGUGCUGUACCGUUUUGGAUGUACAUACAGGGAAAAACAGUAACACCAGCUGUACUCAGUCUUUACGAAAUAAAAACAUGAA
Molecule: messenger RNA, 2171 nt
Organism: Cheilinus undulatus (humphead wrasse)
Lineage: Eukaryota; Metazoa; Chordata; Actinopteri; Labriformes; Labridae
Gene: serpini1
Product: serpin peptidase inhibitor, clade I (neuroserpin), member 1
Exons: 9
Coding region: 20-1372 (450 amino acids)
Biological process (GO): negative regulation of endopeptidase activity
Molecular function (GO): serine-type endopeptidase inhibitor activity
Source: RefSeq, a predicted model, not a curated record